AUGGGACUUCACAUUGAUAAUGAAUUCAGUUUGCAACACUUGAUGGGAACCAAAACUUCCAGUUCAAUCUUCGAUAAUGAGGGAAAGAGACAUGAAGCUGUGGAACUUCUUAACAAAGGUGAACUGAAGAACUUGAAAGUUGCAUUUGCGUCCUAUGUGGAAAGAAUCAUCUUCUUUUCCAAAGCAUCAGGUGUAUCAACAAGUGGAAUCGUAUAUAGUGAUUCGAAGGAAAGGACUCAUGAGGCUUUGAUAAGAGAUGAAGGAGAGGUGAUGUUGAGUGCAGGGGCAAUUGGGAGCCCUCCGCUUCUUUUUCUCAAUGGAGUUGGUCCACUUCCUCAUCUUUCGUCACAUAAAGUUUCGGUAGUCAGCGAAAACCUCGAUGUGGGAAAAUUUAUGGCAGAUAAUCCUUGUAAUAGCAUCAACAUUGUAGUCCCAUUUGCAUUUGACCCUUCAGUUGGAUAUGUUGUAGGAAUUACAAAGUUGAGUGUGGCAACUAUUGUUGAGAAGUUCUCCGGACCUCUGUCGAGUAGCUCCCUUCGGUUGGUUUCGUUUAUUGAUGUGAAAGUCAGCCCAACUGUUCGAUUCAACUACUUUGAAGAUCCAGAGGACCUUGCUCGUUGUGUGAGAGGAAUGAGGUUGGUUGGUGAUAUGCUCAAGACUGAUGCCAUGGAAGGGCUCAAGUUCGGAGAUUUAAAGCAUUCUUUGCCAAGAAACCUCUUUGAUGAUGCAUCAAUGGAGACCUUUUGCAGUAGCACGGUGACUACCAUCUGGCAUUACCAUGGUGGAUGUGUGGUGGAAAAGGUGGUUGAUGGUGAUUUGAGGGUGGUGGGUACAAAUUCGCUUCGAGUAGUAGAUGGAUCCAUAUUCAAUACAUCAUCUGGAACCAACCCUCAGGCCACCCUCAUGAUGAUUGGCCGGUACACUGGGCUUAGGAUGUUGCAGGAAAGAGGGGCAGCGAAAUAG
Messenger RNA from Ziziphus jujuba (common jujube), 963 nucleotides. RefSeq names its product (R)-mandelonitrile lyase-like. Gene Ontology annotation, molecular function: oxidoreductase activity, acting on CH-OH group of donors; flavin adenine dinucleotide binding. The record is from RefSeq and is a predicted model, not a curated record. Bases 1 to 963 code for a protein of 320 amino acids. NCBI's taxonomy places the organism in Eukaryota, Viridiplantae, Streptophyta, Magnoliopsida, Rosales, Rhamnaceae. The transcript is spliced from 5 exons.